Solanum pennellii is the source of this 1112-nucleotide messenger RNA. RefSeq lists its product as uncharacterized. Lineage: Eukaryota; Viridiplantae; Streptophyta; Magnoliopsida; Solanales; Solanaceae. Bases 153 to 803 code for a protein of 216 amino acids. The transcript is spliced from 2 exons. The record is from RefSeq and is a predicted model, not a curated record.
UAUUGAUGUUGACUGGUCAAACUUGUUACUACAACAUUUAAUUUUGAGAAUUAAUGGUACCUAUCCGAGUUCAUCUUGUGCAGAAGGGGAUCUCCUACUAUAUUUCCCAUUUCCCAUUUCCGGCUGGUUGCUGUAACAUUGUUUGAGGAAUAAUGGACACUACUCAUGUUGGAAAUAAGGAACAAAGUUUGUCGCACUACUCCAUUGUUAAGAAAUUAAAGGGAUGUGCUGAUCAGUCUCCAACAGCAGAAUUGCCAUCUGAUCCUCUAGGUCCAAUCACACCUGAUUCCAGCCGAGAAGCUGGCGACCACGUAGAUGUCUCUUGUUCACCAGUUUGGUCUUCUCUUCACAGGACUCGUUAUUGCUUUAAUUCUCAACACACGGUUUAUACAAAUGAAGGGAGGAGUCAACAGACUCCCAAGGGGUUAGGCUUUGAUCCAUUUGCCCCUGGACCAGAUGAACUGAUGCUUGCCCCACAAUGUAAAAAGUAUUUUACAGAUUCACGAGCCAAAGUGACACGCCAGUUAUACUUUGAGGAGACUUUGAAUUUCAGUGAAAAUGUGGGAACGGUGUCUGAGGAUGAGAUGUUAUUUGAAUUGUUGUACAAUUCUCUCCUACAAGUUAUUAAUGAGGAUCUUCAUUUGAAAGCCUCAACUCCACUUUCAGAUACUGAUGGAUACAAGACACCUACCUCUGCACCUCAUCUUAGUGGAGUUUCUGAUACUUGCCCUGCUGCUCCUAUGAAGCCUGUAAGUAGGUAUAAAAGAAUUGACAAAGGAUUAUGCAAAAAGCUGAUAUUUUGACUUUGCAACAAUGUUGAGAAAUCUGCCGGAGAUAGAUUCUAGUACAUGACAACCUCACUCAUUUUCAGUAUGGUGGCUAACCUCAAACUUGGAUGUCAUAGAGCAUUAACAUAGUGUUUAGUUUGUUGAAAUCAUGACUGUUAAUCCAGAAUUUACUUGUAAUUCUAGGAGUUUUACGUACUAAUUAUGCAGAAUUAUUGAGUGACUGUACUCUUUGUAUCAGUAGGCUUUUGUUUUAACUUCUGAUGUGGACAAAAGUCUCUAUUUCUUUUGAUAAUUGAUUAGAGGUCAUUUUGGUACUUCCAUGAA